CUAAAGCUUUAUGAAUUGUGACUAAUAUUCUCAGGAAAAGCAAUUCUCCUUCGCUCUUAGCAAAGUUCACGCUCUCGAGGCAGUUUGCAAGGUAAGGCCACGAUUCCACGAAGCUUGAGAAUUCGAUUUGUCUGCGUUCUCUUUGCAAGGUAGCUGAAAUAACCUCUGCUUAAGGUAGAAAAUGGCUGCUAAGGAUCUGCCGGUGACGAGGAAGGAGACUGUGAAUUUCACAUGGAGGAUUGAGAAUUUCUCACAGCGGAAAGAAACAAAUCUUUUCUCUGACACUUUCUUGGCCGGAGGCCGCAAAUGGAGGAUCUCUGUUUUUCCCAAGGGAAAUAAGGUCGACUCUCUAUCCAUAUAUUUGGAAUUUGCUGAUUCGGAGAAGAUGCCCAUCGGAUGGAGUGUCCCAGCUGACUUCAGCUUCAUUCUUGUCGCCCCAUUCGUUCCCUCCUCCUCUGUGCGAAAGUGUACCAUUCACAAUUUCAAUAGAAAGGAGGAUGACUGGGGAUUUACAACUUUUGUUCCACUGAGCGAACUUCGUGACCCUCUUAGAGGAUUCCUUGUCAAUGAUACCCUCACUAUUGAAACAGAAGUUUCAACUGAAGCGGCGGCAUUACCUGCAACUGAUGAAUUGAAAGUGAUCGAGGCCGAUGAUCAACCUGUUGGUGAAGACAUCAAAGAAUCAUUGACUGAGACUAGUCUGAUGGCAAGCCAGGCGACAUUGGUUGAUAAACCUUCCGAGCUAAAUGGAGCUGGGGGGAGUACCUUCCCUCCCUCAAGUGCACAGUUAUAUUCCAGAGAUAUUAUAGCAGAACUGUCAACUGUGAUUGGCAGUGCUGCCAACUCUUCUACAAAUGCAGACCAUGAUUCUGGUUUGCUGCUAGAGCAAAGAAUGAAAUUGGUUGGAUUCCUUGCCAUGUCACUUGAGGCCAUAUCUCAAGCUGGAUCGUUGAAGGAUGUUGAGGACACUGCCCUCCAACUUGCUGACCGUGCAACUGAACCACUUGAGAAAACAGUCCUGGAAUACGUGGUCUCAAACCUUGCCAAGUUUAGAGAGGUCAUCCCUAGCUCUCUAUCAACUAUUGAAACUAGCCGAGUUGUCGAAUCAUCUGCAGCCCAGGCGACCAAGGAUCUGGAAGUAAGGCUGGUUCACAGGAAGGGGCAGCUAAGCUCUUUGGAGGCUGAAUUUUCAAGACUUGGAGAAGAAGGCACGAAACUGGAGGCCGAAAUUCAGCAGUUACUUGCCCGCAAGGCCAAAAUUAUCGAUCAUAGAAAUUCAACUGCUGCCGAUUUGGAGAAAGCCACCCAAGAGGCUUCCCAAGAACUGGAAGAGCUGAAGAAGCAACGUGGAGAAAGCAAACAAGCCAUCGAGGAUAGGAUGAGAGCCGAAGAGAGACUUGCUCAGUCCAAUGCAAGUUGGAAGCUUUUGAAGGAGCACUUAGGCUGGUAAUAGUAGUAGCAGUAGCAAUAGUCCAUUCUUCCUCUGAUGGAUGAUGGAGGCCUGUCUUCGGCUUGCAAGAUAGGAUCGUUUUGGGGGUGCAGUGCAACUUAACGAAGUUAUGUAUGAAAUGUAAAUUUGGUACCCCUGCUCUCUUAAGUCCAUAUAAGGUUAUGGGUUUUAUGAACGCCGAGGCGGAUUUAUCGUCCUAUUGUUUAAAAUGCUAGUGAUUUCAAGUCCGAGUGACCUGUAGAAGCCUUUCCACUUACACAUUUCUGCGUUUCAGUUGAGCAAAAACGUGUACCCCUGGCCAGAAUAGCGGAGAUUCCACAACUCAUUUCUUUCUUUUUUUCAUUUCCUUCUUCCACAGCUCACUACAAAGCUUUUCGAGGUCAAACCAAACGGAUUAGAGGACGCCAAGAGGAAACAGCCAAAAGGCACAAUUGAUGAAGAAGGCCCGAAGCAAAGCAAGCCAAGAAAAGAAUCAGAAGGUAAUUGAUGAAUUCAGUUCCGGUAGUCUACAGAGCAUCUCUUCAGAAUAGCGGAGAUUUAAUUCCUUCAAAUCUUCUCCCUCGCAAGGUGCCUGCCUGGUACUAGAGUCACAGCGCCGGAGCAGCCCUUACCCCCUGUGCAAGAAAUUUGAUGGCUGAACUUCAGAAACCGAGGCAUGUAAUUCAGAACUGGUACAUGCAAGAGAAAUGCUGGUGAAGUUCUUCAACGUGCCCGCUCGAAGCCACCCACCAAACCAGUUCCUUCGGCAAUGUCGAGAGAAUCAUCCCUCAAAUCAUUGACCACACAAGCGAUCCUAUACUGCGGAUAGUUCUGAAGGACCUCUCUUCUGCUGCCCCUCGGAGAACUGGAAGCAAGUCUGAUUCACAGACGGGACCACCUCAGUGCUUUAGAGGCUGAAGUCACAAGGCUUUCCAAAGAAGAGAGAUGAAGCUGGAAAGCCAAAUUGAACACUUGGCUGCUCGGAAAAUGCCGGCGAGACAGGUCCUUGGAACUGGGAGAGUGGUGGAAACCAGAUGGUGAACUGAAGCAAGCCAUCAAGAAUCGAGUGAAGGGAAAGGAGGAACUAGCUCUGGCUAAUAUAAGCUGGAGGACUUU
This is a messenger RNA of Linum trigynum, 2545 nucleotides long. NCBI's taxonomy places the organism in Eukaryota, Viridiplantae, Streptophyta, Magnoliopsida, Malpighiales, Linaceae. The record is from the annotation of a GenBank genome assembly.